AUAAGAGCCCAGCGAUGGGUUAAACACUGCUCUGAGAAGCGCUUGUGGCCUGCUGCUUUGCACGCCAGACACAGACACGGCGGCAUGGAGACGCUGCUCUUUCUAUUUCCUCAAUUCAACUACAUGGCCCCAAAGGAGGAAGCGUAUUUCAGAAUGCUCGGUCCAGAAGAGCUGCAGGCGGCGACGAUGAAGGACGACAGCAGCAGACAGAAAGACAAGGAGAGGAAGAGCCGACUAAGCCUUUUUCUCACCAAGUCGGGCUCCCAUGAAAACGUCAGCCCCCAUAAAAAGACCGACUCCGCAUCGAGCAAUAUUUCACCAGAGGCAGCUUUGCAAUGGAGUGACUCCUUUGAAGAACUGCUGAAGCACUCAGAUGGGAUUCAGACCUUCUCCCAGUUCCUCCGGACGGAGUUCAGCGAGGAAAACAUCGAGUUCUGGUUGGCCUGUGAAGAAUACAAGAGCAUUGAUUCAGAGACAAAACUGCUGUCCAAAGCCAAAUAUAUUUAUACCGUUUUCAUUGAAUCGGAAGCCCCCAAAGAGGUCAACAUCGACUACAACACCAAGAUGGAGAUCCAGAAGACCGUGGCGCGGCCCACAAAGAGCUGUUUUGAAGCGGCUCAGAUGAAAGUCUACAGCCUGAUGAAAAAGGACUCGUACCCCAGGUUCCUGCACUCUGACAUUUAUCUGCGUCUCACCAGGAGGAAAGGCCCCGGGGCCGCCAUGUUUCGCAGAAGGUCACGCUCCUGUGUGUUCAACGAGAGGGGAGAGGCCACGUCCGAGCCGGCAGCCUGGUAGCGGGCGCCGUCACAGCAGAGGCAGAUCGCUCUUUGAAGCAGCGGCUUUUAUGCAGCAGAUAAACCCUGAUUUGCAGCACAAUUGUUGAAACAUAAUGUGUGGUGCGGAAGUUUAUUGUCCGCAGGUUUGCUUCUGCAGAGAGCUUUUUUUUUUAUUUUAUAACCGCACACUGCACCGUGAUAACUUGAGAGUCAUAAUAAUUUAAAGGAACAUUUUGGGAAAUGCGCUUUCGUGUUUUUGUGCCAAGAGUUAAAUGAAAACAUGGCGAGAAAUCUGGUUUGUACGGCGAGCAGCUACGACUGCUGGCAAGUUUAACUCCGCAUUAAGAUGAGGAAUAGGAAGAAACAGACGCCCCGGAUCUAUAAGGAGUUUCAAACAACUUCCAGCGCUCGCUAAUUAAAAUGUUAUAUUUUGACAGUUUCAUUUGUGACAAGGGGGAAAGAAAGUGAAAGUGUUGCAUUGUGGGGUUUUAGGUGGGACUGUUUGCUGGCUGAGUGCAGAUCAGGUGCAGGUGAGGUAAGGUGAGCGUCUCCAGGCAGCGGCUUCAUGACCUGCAGUCCUGGGUGUCGUAUCGGCGCUGACAUCCAGCGCUUUGUAAAAAAAAAAAAAAACACAAGAACACAAAAAUUGGGAAGUAUUUCAACGUUCAGGGAGCACAGCUG
This is a messenger RNA of Salarias fasciatus (jewelled blenny), 1457 nucleotides long. It is a transcript of the gene rgs18, whose product is annotated as regulator of G protein signaling 18. The transcript is spliced from 5 exons. The record is from RefSeq and is a predicted model, not a curated record. Lineage: Eukaryota; Metazoa; Chordata; Actinopteri; Blenniiformes; Blenniidae. Bases 85 to 795 code for a protein of 236 amino acids.